UUGCAGCUGAAGAAGAUGCAGUUUGAAGGGAGUCCGAGAAGUAUUCCGAAGUUCCAGAUUCAGAAUGCUCGGGGAUCAGUUCACAAGGGUCCGAAAAAGAUGGAAGAUCUAAAUUUACAAAUGUAUUUGGAGCCACCGAUGGACGAUAUCACAUUGCUUGAAUUUCAAGAACUGGCACUCAGCAGGUUGAGAGUGUUGAAAGCCGUCGAGCAGGUAAAAGAUCGUUUUCCACGUGAAACUGAAGCGAUGAAAAAUCAGUUAACAAAGCAGUUGAUGAAACUGAUGCCAAUAGCAUGUGGUUGUUGUCCACUGGAAGAACUCGAAAAUGAAAGAAGACGCGAUGUUAUAUCUCAUUUCAUCCUUCGACUUGCAUUUUGUCAAACUCCUGAGCAGACUAAAUGGUUUAUCCAACAAGAAAUGGACUUAUUUAAAUUUCGCUUUCAAAUUGUUUCAAAAAGUUAUGAGGCCGUAACUCAAUUUCUGCAAGCUAACAAUUUUGAUGCUCAAUUGGUCACAGAUGUUGAAAAAGGAAACCUAAAGGAAGACCUUUCGAAUGCUUGUUCUAUACCGCUUAGCAAGGUUACAAGCACAAGUUUUUGGAAGGUUCCUUUUGAAGAUGCACUUGAUUUAGUUCGUAAAAGGCGGGUUCUGCUGGUUUUCGGUCAUGCCUUUGUUUCUGAAGAUGAUCUCCAAGUUAUAUUAUGCACAAGACUUCGUCUUAAUAUCGCCGCUGCUAUGGCUCACGCUUGUAGAAAUAUCGUAUUCAUUGAAGAAAAUGACCGAUUGAUGCCAUUUUUGAGGAGUCUAUCGAGCAGAUCUUAUGUGGGCAAAAAUUACAUUGGAAUGGAUGGUUCUCAUGUUACACCUGAUAUGGUGGAUUCCCUUGCUGCAACUUCGUUCCCGCUAUGUAUGAGGAAUAUACAUAAUCGACUGAGGGCAGACCAUCAUUUACGUCAUGGAGCUCGAAUGCAGUAUGGAUUGUUUUUAAAAGCGAUUGGCAUGACACUGGAAGAUGCAUUGCUCUUCUGGAGGGCUGAAUUCACUAAAAAAAUGGAUCCAGAUAAGUUCGAUAAGCAAUAUGCCUACAAUAUUCGCCAUAAUUAUGGCAAGGAAGGAAAACAUGCGGAUUAUUCGGCAUAUCCUUGCACAAAGAUAAUCCUGGAUUCUAGUCCCUCGUCUGCAGACUGUCAUGGUUGCCCUUAUCGACACAGUGAUUUGCAGCCACUCGUUCAAAAUUUGAGAAGUUCGGGUCUUUCCAAAUCUCAAAUUGAGCACAUUACUUUAUUGUCAAAAAAUACCCAAUAUGAUAAAGCUUGUACGCGAUAUUUCGAAUUUUCCCACAAAAUGGUCGAGAACUCCUUGGGUACGGUAAUAACUCAUCCCAAUCAAUAUUUCGAACUGUCGCGCCAGGUCCACGAAGGGAAACGGAACAGGGAGGAGGAGCCGAAACAUGAGGUCACGAUGAGCUCGUAUGCGAACACCACGCAACAUGGAGCUGACGUUGACAUCGAAGAUCUCAUCAAAAUGGAGAUUCUAUAGUGAAUCAGCGAGACCCUUAAACGUGACUGUUUAAAGAAUGAAUUAUUCUUCUUGCCAGCUUUUAGACUGCACUUGACAGACCUGUGUUCACUGUUUUGGUUCCAUUCACUUUUUUGAUGUGCCCUCAUGAGUUGUGCC
Molecule: messenger RNA, 1677 nt
Organism: Loa loa (African eye worm)
Lineage: Eukaryota; Metazoa; Nematoda; Chromadorea; Rhabditida; Onchocercidae
Exons: 11
Coding region: 16-1539 (507 amino acids)
Biological process (GO): DNA replication, synthesis of primer
Cellular component (GO): alpha DNA polymerase:primase complex
Source: RefSeq, a predicted model, not a curated record